Molecule: messenger RNA, 4665 nt
Organism: Exophiala spinifera
Lineage: Eukaryota; Fungi; Ascomycota; Eurotiomycetes; Chaetothyriales; Herpotrichiellaceae
Product: glycogen debranching enzyme
Exons: 2
Coding region: 1-4665 (1554 amino acids)
Biological process (GO): glycogen catabolic process; glycogen biosynthetic process
Molecular function (GO): amylo-alpha-1,6-glucosidase activity; 4-alpha-glucanotransferase activity
Source: RefSeq, a predicted model, not a curated record
AUGCCUCCAAAGACUCACCAAGGUUCCCGCAAGAUCUACCUGCUACCGCUGGAUGACUCUGGAGCUCCAGAUGUGCCCAACCAAUAUGUCUACCUGCCUGCGCCCACCGAGCCGGCCUACUACCUGAGAUUCUCUAUCGAGGGAGCAAGUUCAAUAUGCCGCCAGGGCAGUCUCUGGGUCAACAUCCCCAAGCCGGGGGAACGAUUCGAUCGGAGCCGUUUCCAAGAAUACAAGCUGCACCCUGACUUCAAUCGAACACUCGAGAUUGACAUACCGGUUACCUGCGCUGGUGCGUUCAGCUUCUAUACCACUUAUACUCCUCUUCCGGAGUUUUCACUCGAGCCCACGAAAUCUCCCCAGCCUACACGGACCGAAACCUACUGGAUUGACAUCGAGCCGAAUUUGAGUCUGGCCGGCUCACGGUUGCCCUUGGAUGCUCUGGGGAUAUUCUCCGUUGUAUCCAAAUUCAUGGGCAACUAUCCUGGGGAUUGGGACAAACAUCUGAGAGGCAUCAGCGGCAGAGGCUAUAACAUGGUGCAUUUCACACCUUUACAAGAAAGAGGCGAAUCCAAUUCUCCCUACAGUCUUUAUGAUCAGUUGGCGUUCGACAAAGAACUCUUCCCGGGCGGAGAGAAGGACGUGGCCCGCAUGAUAAAGUCAAUGGAAGAAGAACACGAACUGCUUGGGCUGACUGAUGUCGUCUUCAACCAUACUGCCAAUAAUAGCAAAUGGCUGGAAGAGCACCCAGAGGCAGGCUACAAUGUUGAAACUGCGCCAUGGCUCGAGUCGGCCCUAUGUCUGGACGAUGCUCUCCUCGAAUAUAGUGAUCAGCUCGCAGACUUGGGGAUGCCCACCAAUCUUACCAGCGUCGAAGACCUAGAUCACGUCAUUGCCGGCAUUCAGCCCCAUGUUAUCGACAAGAUUCGUCUAUGGGAAUAUUUUGCAUGCGAUGUUAAAACAGACACGCAGGCUAUACUCGAAGCGUGGAAAAAUGGCAAAACGAAAAUACCUCGCGAAGGCUUCGGGGAUGGUAUUGGUGGUGGCCUUGACUCCCUCAAGUCAUGGUCGCUGUUCCAGAAGGCAGCCUUUCUCAAGGACCAUGGCUUGCUAAAUGGCCUACGGAUCGAUGGCAGAUAUUCUCGUAAGGUCGAUCCUGAGAUUGGCUCAGCUAUGCUCACGGCUUUGCACGGCCGGUACGACGAGGGAUCGGAUUUCGCGUCUGCCGAAGAGGAAGUAAAAGCCAUUCUUAACGAGCUCAAUCUCCCUUUCUAUCGCGAAUAUGAUGACGACGUCGCUGCCAUCAAGGACCAGGUCAAAGGUCGACUUCAAUACACCCGACUCGAUGCGAACGGUCCUAGGUUGGGCCCCAUCACCAAGGAAAACCCCCUGAUCGAAACGUAUUUCGCUCGGCUGCCGUUGAAUGACACGACAAAGAAACACAAGCCUGAAGUCUUGUCACUGGCCGUCAAUGGAUGGAUUUGGGCUGCGGAUGCUAUGAAAGACAAUGCCGGUCCUGACUGGAGGCCUUAUCUUCGCAGGGAACUCAUUCCAUGGAGUGAUUGCGUCAAGUUGCGAUACGGCAAAGGCCCUGAAGACAGCCCUUUCCUGUGGGAGCACAUGACUAAAUACGUACAAUUGAUGGCAAAGUAUUUUACUGCCUUCCGGAUCGACAACUGCCACUCGACUCCCAUUCACGUGGCUGAAUAUUUGCUUGAUCGGGCCCGAGAGGUCCAGCCAAAUCUGGCAGUGUUUGCAGAAUUGUUCACCGGCAAUGAGCAGAUGGAUUAUCUGUUUGUCAAACGACUUGGCCUGAGUGCGUUGAUCCGCGAAGCCAUGCAGGCGUGGAGCACACAGGAAUUGAGCCGGAUUGUCCACCGACAUUGCGGUCGCCCAAUCGGCAGUUUCGAGCUGAAUGUUCCUCAGCGUGCCAGGAAACCAGUCAACAACCUGCUCAAUGGAACUAACGGCAGCACACCCAAAACUCAAGAGGUUGUUAUGCACAUUCGUGAAAGCCCUGUGCAUGCUUUGUUCAUGGAUUGCACUCACGACAACGAGAUGCCUGCACAGAAGAGAGACGCCAGAGAUACCCUGCCUACGGCCGCUCUUGUGAACAUGUGCGCUUGUGCUACCGGCAGUGUCAUGGGCUUCGAUGAGAUCUACCCGAAAUUAGUCGAGAUUGUCCACGAGAAGCGGACGUAUGCGUCCAUCAGUUCUGAAGGUGAGGUUCAGGUGGGUCCUGGGGAAGGGGGUAUCGCAGGGGUCAAAAAGCUGCUGAACCAAAUUCACACGAUGAUGGGCAAGGACGGUUAUGAUGAGACCUUCUUGCACCAUGAGGGUGAGAUAAUUACCCUCCAUCGUGUUCAUCCAGACUCUCGCAAGGGUUACUUCCUCAUUGCGCACACCGCGUUUCCAGGCUCUGGCAAUGGAAACGGUGGCUUGAGCCCUGUCCACCUUUCCGGUACCAAAGCACGACAACUUGGUGCUUGGGUACUGGAGGUUGAUCAGAGCGAGGCUGCGAAAAAGGCUGCGUUGGAAGACGAGCGUGAGCUUGUGGGCCUUCCAUCCCGAGUGCGGAAGAUCAAAGGUGCCACAGUACAACAUGAAGACGGCGACACGAUCAUUCAAGUAGAUGAUUUCUUCCCGCCUGGAUCUAUCUGCCUGUUUGAGACUUGGGUUCCAUCUGCAGAGCAUUCGCUUGGUCUCAACAGGUUUUUAGCCAGCGGGACUGAGGAGGCUUUCGGAGAACUCGACUUGAUUGAUCUUAACUUCGCUUUGUAUCGAUGUGAUGCAGAAGAGCGCGACUCCAGUAAUGGACAGGACGGCGUUUACAACAUUCCCGGUCACGGGCCACUUGUUUAUGCCGGCCUUCAAGGCUGGUGGAGUGUAGUCGAGCCCAUUGUCCGAAAGAACGAUCUCGGCCACCCUCUCUGCAAUCAUUUACGUCAAGGGCAAUGGGCGCUGGAUUUCAUCGUUGGUCGAAUGGAAAGAAUAUCCAAGCAGGAAGGCUAUUCUCGGCUGCACAAGCCGGCGAAAUGGCUGAGAGAGCGGUUCGAUGCCUGCCGAGAGAUUCCGAGCUACUUGCUACCCCGUUAUUUCGCAAUGGUCAUCCAGAUCGCCUACGACGCCGCGUUUAAGAGAGGCAUUGAAUUAAUGAGCCCAAAUAUCCGAAGAGGUCAAGACUUCGUGCAGAGUCUGGCCAUGGUCAGCGUUCAACAGACAGGCUAUGUCAAGUCUGCAUCACUGUGGCCGACCAGAAGUGUGCCUUCUCUUGCCGCUGGCCUACCUCACUUUUCGGUCUCAUGGGCAAGAUGCUGGGGUCGGGAUGUUUUCAUCUCUCUCCGAGGUCUGUACUUGUGUACCGGUCGGUUUGAAGAGGCCAAAGAGCACAUCAAAGCCUUUGGAAGUGUCUUGAAGCACGGCCUAAUCCCGAAUCUUCUAAGUAGUGGGGCUGCCCCGAGAUACAAUUCUCGAGACUCACCGUGGUUCUUCCUCCAGAACAUCCAAGACUACUGCAAGCUUGCUCCCAAUGGACUGUCAAUUCUUCAGGAGAAGGUUCCUCGACGAUUCCUUCCAUAUGACGACACGUGGUUUCCUCAUGACGAUCCCCGAGCGUAUUCGAAAGAAUCAACCGUGGAAGAUAUUAUUCAGGAAAUCUUCCAACGACACGCUUUUGGGUUGUCCUUCCGCGAGCACAAUGCUGGGCCGAAUUUGGAUAUGCAAAUGAAGCCAGAAGGAUUCCAGAUCGACGUGCACGUCGACUGGAAUACUGGUAUCAUCUUUGGAGGCAGCCAAUUCAAUUGUGGCACUUGGAUGGAUAAGAUGGGCGAGAGCGAACGAGCUGGGAGUAAAGGAGUUCCUGGUACUCCCCGUGAUGGUGCUGCCGUCGAGAUUACAGGCCUUUCGUACAGUGCUUUGAAAUGGGUAGCGGAGCUUCACAAGGCCGGGAAAUAUCAGUAUUCAGGUGUCGAGACCGACUCAGGGGAGAGGAUUACCUUUCAAGAUUGGGCGGAUCGCAUCAAGGCGAACUUCGAAAAGUGUUACUGGGUUCCAGUCGACCCCAAGGACGAUGUUGAAGAGGACAUCGACCCCAAGAUUAUCAAUCGUCGGGGUAUCUACAAAGAUUUGUACCGAUCAGGCAAGGAGUAUGAGGACUAUCAAUUGCGACCCAACUUCCCUAUUGCGAUGGUGGUGGCUCCCGAUCUGUUUACACAAGAAAGAGCUUUACGAGCGCUGAAGAUGUGUGAUGAUGUCCUUCGGGGCCCGACGGGCAUGCGUACCCUUGAUCCUACUGAUCUGAAUUAUCGACCUUACUACGUCAACUCUGAGGAUUCCACUGAUUUCGCGACCUCAAAGGGGCGAAACUAUCAUCAAGGACCGGAGUGGCUGUGGCCGACAGGAUUUUUCUUGCGAGCAUUGUUGAUGUUCGACCUGAAGCGAAGGCACACAGCAGAGGAGAGAAUAGAAUCGUUUCAACAGGUGACCCAGCGGAUGGCAGGAUGCAAACAAGCCAUCAAGGACAGCCCAUGGAAGGGAUUGACGGAACUGACCAACAAGGAUGGGUCUUUUUGCGGCGAUUCGUCACCUACCCAAGCGUGGUCUGCGGGAUGUCUGCUAGACUUGUUUCAAGAUGCAUCUGUGUUGGCACCAGAGGUGAAUGGCUCAUGA